This is a messenger RNA of Suillus paluster, 691 nucleotides long. RefSeq lists its product as uncharacterized. The record is from RefSeq and is a predicted model, not a curated record. Lineage: Eukaryota; Fungi; Basidiomycota; Agaricomycetes; Boletales; Suillaceae. The transcript is spliced from 2 exons. Bases 66 to 377 code for a protein of 103 amino acids.
GACUCCUGCUCAUCGUCACCCACGACGAGGACGACCCGUAUUGGCAAGGCCCCUCACCGCCUGUCAUGAUGAGUAAUGAAUACCCACCCCUUGCUCUCGAUGACCUUGUCCAUAUCAUGUCCCCCUCCCCGGCGCCACCACUCGCAAUACUGGAUGACCCUCAACUACCCCUCCGCCCCAAAACCGCAUCUCCGGAGCCACAGAAUAAUGCUGACGUCCAAGAAAUGCGCAUGGAUGUUACGAAUAUGGGGGAUAUUAGUGGGAAGGAGAAGGAGCUACCUGAUAUAGUGGCGAACCAGCCUCGCACCGUGCAUCCUGACCCAGAGCAAGUCAUUAGACAGGCCGAAAUUAUAUCCUGCCUAAUUGACCAGCGCUGAUAUGCUCGUGCGACAGGCAGAGGAGCAAAGAUUGCGAUGGAACUCGGAGAAGGAUGGUUGGGCCCGGAUGGCCGAAGCACUUAUUGCACAGCAAGCAAAAAACAGGAGUGCAGCCGACAGAGAUGAAGUGAGUGAUUUUCCUUUCCUUCCAACGAUUUUGGUUUGGCAAGACGGCAUAGCCGUAUUGAUAAAUCACUUUCGAUGCGUUUCAUGCAAGUCACUCGGUCAUAGCGCUGCUGGCCAUAAGACCGUUGCGCCCCCCUUCCUAUGAUUUACUGGAGACUGACUAUGAUUCAGGACCUCGAACGACAACA